UGUUGCAGUCUGCAUAAAGAGUUGGUGUCUGCCAUUCACUCCCAAGAAAAUACAGGACACCUCAGGAUAAUAUCACGACCUGUCCAACGAUAAAACGCGAAUAAACAGUUCAAUAAAUCCAUAAUCCUCGAUAAAUUGCAAAAAAAAUUCGGGGAAUGCGAAGAGAGAACGAAAGUUGAAGAUAUUUGUUUGGGAUGAUGAAUUGUCAUUCGUUGAGAUAUCUGGUUUUGCCUGGGUGAGGAUUUCUAGGUAAAGAGCAAAGUGAAGGGGAAUUUUUCUCGGAGCCUGUUAUCUUUGAGUUGUGAUAAGAAAUUUGAGAGAUGGAUAUUGAGGACCCUGUGAUGCAGGGACUACUGUUGUUCCCUCCUCAAGGGGUUCUUGGACAGCUCAAGAAAACAUGGCACAAGAGAUAUUGCCAGCUCUUCAAGGCCAGCAAAUACGGCAUCGAGCGGCUAGAGAUUUGGGACAGCAAAGAGGACUUUCUGGGACAACAGCUGAGUCCUAGAAUAAUCACCCUGGAGAAUUGCGUGAAAAUCGGCCCGAGCAAUCAGCCAAAAGUUAUUGCGGUGGUGACAAGAUCGUUGACCCAUCACUUUGGGUGCAUAACUGAGGGAGAAACUCGUGACUGGAUAACAGCCUUUCAACACGUCGCCUUCCCGGAUCUACCCUCGAUGGAGACCAUCGAGGAGGACAAUGACCUCUACUGUACCAGUGGUAAGGGUCUCUUCUCUGUGAAACUGGUGGAAACAGAUGCCUCAAAACGCUGUCGUCUGGACGAGAAAAAUUACACACUUCUCGUUGGUGACACCGAGAUGAACCUCAUGGACGGUGAUACCGUGAGAUUUACCUGGCCCUAUCGAUACAUCAGAAAAUAUGGAUAUGGCGAGGGUAAAUUCACCUUCGAGGCGGGUAGAAAGUGUGAGUCAGGGGAGGGAUCAUUCCGACUGGAGCACAGCAAUCAGCAGGAGAUCUUCAGAUGCAUAUCCUCAAGAAUGAAAUCAAUGAAGAAACUCCUACGAGGAGAAAUUUCAACGCCUGGGGUGGAUCUCAAUGAUGUCCAGUAUCAUGCUGCCCUCUCCAUGGAAGCUGGCUCCAGGUCCCCACUUCCACCAACACCAACGCAGAAUCUCAUUGAUCUAGAUUAUUCCAGCUCCCAGAGCUCCCAGAGGACGAUAUUCCCGGGCUCGACGUCAUCAUCGAGUAUUGAAUCUGUACCCUUCAUCAGGAGUCCCCCUCCCAUCGUCUCUGCCAAACCCGCGAAACCUCCUAGGAAAUUUUUCAUUCCAGGUUUACGAGAACACAAAACCACACCUGAGCUCCCUGACAUUGGCUGUGGCAUAUACCGUAAAUUAGCUACGUACACAUCUCCAGAGACCGCCCGAAAAUUAUCCCAGACGAUAUCAUCUCCUCAGGACGACGAAAAACAUCCGUACGAUCUCGUGGAGGUUCGUAACAACGCCUGGAGGACUCACGGAAUCGACACUGUUGUCCAUACAGAAAGGAAAGACAGGCCUGAGCCCCAGAAUCCGAGACCCGCCAACGAGGAAAAUGGAAACGAGGAUAAAAAUCUCAAGAAGGACGACGAGGACUGGGUCGAGGUGAACGUCGAGGAGUCUGGGGAUCGUCUCCAAGAUGAUGAGGACUCCGACUGUCAAUACGAAACGAUGAUUUCCAACAGCACAGGGUUGUCGACAACUGAAACAGUUACAGCAUCACCGAUCAUUCAUAAUAAUCUCACAAAGUCUGAUUCCACUGCCAAUUAUGAUACUCUUCAGCAUUUUGGGUCUCUUCACAGGCUGAACAAUCCUGGGUACAAGGCCCCUAAUUUGAGUCUCAGUUUACCAAUGAGAAAUGCAUCAUCACAGUGCAAUUCACCGACCGUUUCUUUGGAGAGUCCCUCAUGGAACGAUUACGACGUCGUCGAGGAUGUUCAGGCUAUCAGAUUGGCUGAUGACAGUAGCCGGGGGUAUGGGGUCAUCAGAAAGAAGACAAAUGCUGCCACUAAUGUUAAUACAGGACCUCAGCAGAGGAUCUUCAAUAACAGUGAAUAUGCAAUUGUGUCGAAACCCAAACGAGUUUAGUAUUCGAUUUUACAUCACGCGGAGUUUAGUCCAACAGGUGAUUGGAAAUUGGUAGACAAGUGGUGGAUAUCUCUGCAACUAAGGGAAAUAGCUGAAUUGUUGUGAUAACCUUU
Fopius arisanus is the source of this 2194-nucleotide messenger RNA. It is a transcript of the gene Dok, whose product is annotated as docking protein homolog. Gene Ontology annotation, biological process: positive regulation of MAPK cascade; Ras protein signal transduction; cell surface receptor protein tyrosine kinase signaling pathway. The transcript is spliced from 4 exons. Lineage: Eukaryota; Metazoa; Arthropoda; Insecta; Hymenoptera; Braconidae. Gene Ontology annotation, cellular component: cytoplasm. The record is from RefSeq and is a predicted model, not a curated record. Bases 321 to 2081 code for a protein of 586 amino acids.